AGAAGGACGUGCCAAACAGACCUCUGAGAGUGCGUGCCCAGUCUCCAGAUGGAAAGUUACCUUUUCGGUGGAAGCCACCUUAUGGAGCAGGCUUCAGGGGUCCACGCAGCAGAUCCCAAGGUUACCUCCGUGGGUACGGAGAGAGCAGCCGAAGGAUGAGCUAUGCUCCGCUGCUGCAAGAGCGACAAAACCAGGAAGCGAGAAAACUAGCCUCUGAGUCAGUUCAUGUGGUUUCGCUACCAUCAAGGAGCUCCAAAGGACGGAGCCAACCUGUCUAUAGGUCAUCUUUAACUAAAAGAAAAGUCACAGAGGAGGAAGAGGUGGAGGUGGCACAAGACAUAACUGUUCGAGUUAUGUCCUCUCAGUCUGUGCUCGUUGCUUGGACAGACCCACUGUAUGAAAAACAGAAGGUUGCAGCAAAUAGGCAAUACAGUGUUCGCUAUCGGGAAAAGGGGGAAUCGGCGAGGUGGGAUUACAAGCAGGUGUCCAACCGGCGGGGGCUGGGGGAGAACUUGGUGCCGGACACCAUGUAUGAGUUUGCCGUCCAAAUCUUGGAGGGAGAAAAGGAAGGCAAAUGGAGCGUGUCUGUUUACCAACGGACCCCGGAGGCGGCUCCUACCAGUGCACCUGAAAAUUUGGAUGUUUGGCCACUAAAGGGGAAACCGACCUCUGUAGCAGCAUCCUGGGAUGCUCUCCCAGAGAGUGAAGGAAAAGUCAAAGAAUACAUUCUUUCAUACGCCCCGGCUCUCAAGCCAUUUGGAGCAAAGUCCAUCACCUACUCUGGAGCUACAACAUCAGCCAUAAUAGAUGGUCUGCAGGCCGGAGAGCGCUAUAUUUUCAAAAUUCGUGCAGCAAACAGGAGGGGACCAGGUCCUCAGUCUAAAGCCUUCAGUGUCGCCAUCCCAGCAGCUGCUCAUGAGGAUUCAGUUGCUCAGCAACAAACAAAUAUUCAGGAUAAUUCAGAGGCUAAAAAAACUGGGAAUGAUGGCUCAUCUUCUCAAACUUCUUCUGUUUCUUCAAAAGUCCAACCAUCGCUUUCCUCUAAGCAGUCGUCUGUUCAUUCACCUAAUGUUAGUGAUAAAAAGAGUCUUCUUUCUGAAUAUAAGAAUAAAAUCUUGUCUCGAGGAGUCCUAAGUAAAUCUCAGUUACCUUCUAGAAAGACAGGAGAGCUGGAACCUGAUCUCCAAUCCACCGAGGUGACAGAUGACCGCGAUUCCUCCCAAGAAGCUCCAACGACACCACCAAAAGCCCAGGAUCCAAGAAGGAAUGUUAGACCCUUGUCCCCUAGUCGGCCAGUCCACCCUGUCCUUGCUGCAGGGAGGACCUCUAUUCGAACCCACACAUCAGAGGUGUCACAGCAGAUGAGGACAGAGAAACGUGAGCCACCAGCGCUGUUACCAUCGUCAGCACAACACUCUUCUGCCUCGUCUGUGCCUAAAUACACAGAUAAUGAAACAAAGCAACUGAGGCAAAGCAACACUAAUGUGCCUUCAAAAACCUCUUCCCAUCCUCUGCCUGCCAAAAAUAAUGAUCUUGCAGGUAGUGUGGAAGAAAAGCCAGACCCCGUGCUGGUGAAAGUGUCUUCUAAAACUUCAGAGCCUGGUCGCCUGGCUUUGCCAUCAAAUCGACAGUCUGCUAUCUCUCAUGAGGUUGUCCCAAGCCAUCCCAGUGUAUCUUUGCCUAAAAAGACAUUGCCCUCUCAUCUUCCAUUGGAGAAGACCUCCCACUCAGAGCCUCCACAGAGGUCACAAACCAGUCCUUCCUUACUGCAUUCGAGGGGCCGGCGCCUCCCGUCUCAUGUCUCAUCCCAGAAUAAUGAAGAAUUGCAGGAAGAUGAUGAUGAUGGGGAUGUAACAGAAGGCAGUGACAGAGCAAGCAGCCGCUCUGUGUUUCCUAAAGAAGUGUCCUCUUCUAGGGGAUUACCUUUAUCUUUCUCUCAGGGAAGCUCAAGUUCAUCUCUAUCAAAGCAACCGCAGCCAAGUUCUCAGGUACCUUCCUACAACCCAAAACUUACUCAGCCAGACUCCAGUUCUGCCAGUGAUACAGCAAAAGACAGCCAGCAUAAUCCAAGGUUGUCACCCACUUCUUCGAGACAGGCUCGUCCUUCGUUACCUACUCGCUCAAGGGUCCCUACAAGAACAGUGUCCCAAACAGAGAAAAAAUAUGGCCUGUUGCCCUCAAAAGUGUCCAAAGCUGAACUUCCUCAAAAAGUUCCUUCCUCCUCUUCAUCUAAAUCUCGUCAGUCAGUUUCUAAUGAAGAGGAUGAUUAUUACAGUGAAUAUGAUCAGAAAGAAGUGGAAGAGAAACCCACAGCUUUGGCAGCAAAAUGGUCCCCUUCUGUUUCUAGAGGUAACAAAAACACAUACGAUGAUGCUACUAGCAAUAAAAGGAAAUCUAUGGACACUCUUCUACCUCACAAAGUAAGCUCUGAAGAGGAAGAGAAGGAAAAAACUCCGACAUUAAAAAUAUCUUCUCCUGAAUCACCAGGAACCUCUGCCAUAGCAUCACGGAUUACUCAGUCCUCUAACAAGCAUACCCCAUCUAAACCAAGCUUUGUCUGGCCACGUUCUUCUGCAUCUGCCACCACACACACUGUUUCUCCAACAGUUUCUUCUUCUACUUUGUCCCCUCGCCAGCGACUAUUGAACUCCAGGCUACGGAGCCCUUCCCAACGGCAAUUUGUUAGACCUCCUUAUAGACAAGGUUACAAUGGCAGACCUAAUCUUACAACAAAAAAUGGAAAUGGAAAAAUAAUACCUGGUAAUAACGGAAAACCAAGUGGACAGAGAGUAAUCAAUGGCCCUCAAGGAACAAAGUGGAUUGUAGAUCUUGACCGAGGACUAGUGUUAAAUGUUGAAGGAAAAUACCUGCAAGAUUCCCAAGGCAACCCUCUCCGAGUGAAAUUAGGAGGGGACGGACGUACAAUUGUUGAUGAAAAGGGUGCCCCAAUGGUGAGUCCUGAUGGAUUACCUUUGUUUGGACAUGGCAGAUUUAGUAAACCUGUAGCAAGUGCACAAGAUAAACCAAUAAUAAGCCUUGGAGGGAAACCUCUGAUUGGUCUUGAAAUGAUUAAGAGAACAACCACUCCCUCAACUACUACUACAACGACACCCCCAACAACUACCACAACAACUACUACAACCACUACAACAACUGUUGCUACAACUACCACCACCACUCCUGAACCAACCACUGAACCACCCACAGAGAAACCACCCCCAACCUGUCCUCCAGGCACCUAUGGACAGUAUGAUGACGAGGGCAACUUGCUAUUGGGAUUCGAUGGCCUGCCAGAGUGCAACGCAGAAGAAGAUACAUUCUCAGGACUGGAUUCAGAUGUGACAGCAACUCCAGAGGCAUAUGUGAUAUAUGAUGAUGACUACGAGUUUUUUGAGAGCACUUUGCCACCAACCACCACCACUGUCACCACCACCACUGCUUCUACAACGACGGAAUUGGAAGUUGUCUAUCCGGAGACUAGUGUUGUUGGCACUGGCCCUGUGUCAGAAUACGAUAUUGCUGGGAAGAAACGGUUCACUGCUCCUUAUGUGACCUAUCUCAAUAAAGAUCCAGCAGCCCCCUGCUCCUUGACAGAGGCCCUGGAGCACUUCCAAGUGGAGAGCCUCGAUGAAAUCAUCCCUAAUGACCUCAGAGAAAGAGAGCUGCGUCCCCUGAAAGCCCCCCACAACAUCACUGUUGUGGCAGUUGAAGGCUGUCACUCCUUUGUCAUCGUGGACUGGGCCAAACCUGCUCGAGGAGACAUGGUAACAGGCUAUCUGGUUUACAGUGCAUCCUAUGAUGACUUUUUAAAGAAUAAGUGGUCAACCAGGACUGCAGGAUCUACUCAUUUGCCAAUUGAGAACCUGAAGCCCAACACACGGUAUUAUUUUAAAGUCCAAGCAAAGAAUCCCUUUGGUUAUGGACCUGUUAGCUCUUCAGUUUCAUUUAUCACAGAAUCUG
Messenger RNA from Cariama cristata (Red-legged seriema), 3960 nucleotides. RefSeq names its product fibronectin type III domain containing 1 (gene FNDC1). The record is from RefSeq and is a predicted model, not a curated record. The annotation marks the transcript as partial. Gene Ontology annotation, molecular function: protein binding. NCBI's taxonomy places the organism in Eukaryota, Metazoa, Chordata, Aves, Cariamiformes, Cariamidae. The transcript is spliced from 17 exons.